CUUGGUUCACAUUAACUGGUGAAUUUGUAGAAAAACUAUGAAAGGUUUCCAGGUUAUCGCUCAGCAUUCAUCGCUGCUCACUGCGGCAGCCAGAGACUUCCGCACUUUGUCCGAACAAUUUUCGGAGUUGAGUAUCCGUUUGGACCAGAUCACCCAGCCGGUUGGAGGGCAACCUCUUCCUACACCCACUGGGACACCUUUCAACGCUGAGCGUGAGCCACACGUGGUGACUCCUCCCACCUUCGACGGAGAUCCCAACACCUGCCGGGCCUUCCUGCAGCAGUGUUCCCUAGUUUUCGCCCUCCAGCCCCGGAGAUUUGCCACCGCUAUGUCCAAGGUAGCUUUUGUUUUGACUUUACUCACCUGGAGUGCGAGGGAAUGGGGAAUGGCAAGCCCCGUGCACGGCUUCGUUUGAGGCUCUCGAGGGAGAAAUGCGUCUUUUUGAUCGAUCCCUCCGAGGCGACAUGGCGGCAGCCGAGUUGGUGAGGCUACAACAGCGAAGAUCGUCCGUCACGGAUUACGCCAUCUCAUUUAAGACGCUAGCCAUCACCACCGGGUGGAACGAUACGGCGCUUCGGGCUCAGUUCCUCGAGGGCCUUAACCCUUCCAUCCAGGACGAAGUCGCUGCACGGGAUCCACCUACAUCUCUAGAGGCUGCGAUCGACAUGGCGUUGAGGAUCGAGUCGCGACACCAUCAACGUGAUCUCCGCCGGUCGUUUCGCCAGACUGCCUUUUUACCGGAGGAGUUGGUUUCAUCACCAUUACCUGAUACAGAGGAGCCGAUGCAACUGGGUAAUCUCCGCCUUACCGCCGCUGAGAAACAACUUCGCCUGUCAAGUGGUUUGUGUUUAUACUGCGGUAAGGCGGGGCACGUUGCCGCUUCAUGUCCAGUAAAAGGUACUGCCCGCUGAUGAUCUCGGGAGUUUCGGUGGGUGUGUCAUCUCUCAAACCUCCCGUAAGCCUCACUAUUCUCCCUGUCGUUGUGGUUUUUAAUCAGUGUAACUUCCAGUCGCAGGCUCUGUUGGAUUCCGGGGCGGAGGCGAGUUUUCUGGAUGCUGGUUUGGCUGGUUCCUGGGAUAUUCCUGCUAUCCAUUUGUCCUCUCCUCUCUCUGCUUGGACGUUAAAGGGACAGCACAUGGCUAUGAUCACCCAUCGCACACCCCCUGUGAGUUUGUUUGUUUCUGGCAAUCAUCGUGAGGAAAUUAUAUUUUAUUUGAUGGAUUCAUCCCAAUCGCCAGUUAUUCUAGGGCAUGACUGGUUGUCUAAACAUAAUCCUCACGUUGAUUGGCAGAACAGUGUUGUCUUGUCUUGGAAGUCUUUGUGUCAUGUUUCAUGUCUCGGUCCGGCUCCCUCUGCUUCUUUGUGUUCUACCUUUCAGAUUCCUGCUGCCGAUCUCUCGGGGGUCCCGGCGGAUUACUCUGAUCUGCAUCGAGUGUUCAGUAAGGCUCGGGCCACCUCCCUACCUCCUCACCGGUCGUAUGAUUGUUCCAUCGAUCUCCUCCCAGUUGGACUCUUCUGAUAUUGAGGAGGAAGACUUUGAGUUUGUUCACCCCAGUCAGGCAACGAACAGACAAUUUGAUUUCUUUCAUCCAAAUCCCUUCAUUGAAGGUGAUGUUUUCGGAGAUGAUCAUUUCCCAAAGGCUGAUGUGACAGAAUGUUUACCAAGGGAUCCAUUCAAAGGCACGGACCCUUUUGCCUCAGACAUGCUCUUUGUCGACAUAACAGAAGAAAAGUGUUGUGAUGAUAUAUUGAUCACUGCAGACAAAAGUCUUCCAGAAACAGUGCACUACCCUCUCCAGUCUGGUGGAAGAGAGAAAGACUAUGGUACUUUUAACACUUCGGUCAACCUGCCAGUAGAUGCUCAUUUCAAACAGUCCACCCGAAAGCUUGAUCGCUGUUUGUCCAUGCCCAGUCAAAGUACAGGUCUGAAGUCUCGCAGUAAUACCUGUCCUGAGGCUGGAACAAGCAUAACACCAGGCCAAAUUCUUGAUGCAGUACAACGAGCUGUAGUAACAGAAGCUGUCAGCCCACAGCUUGAUGAAGACUGUGCUUAUAAAUCUGUCCCAGGUCACAGCUCUUCAGAGUGCGAUUCCAGUGAUGGUGAUGUUGAAGAUGAGGAGGAAGACAGGGUACAGACUGGAUUGCUGUGUGGUCUGCAGAAGAUCAUCACAGGGUCCUAUACUGAGUUUCCUCUUAGCCCAUGUGACACUGAGCCCUACCCAGUCAUAAAUGAUACUGUCAAGACUUUUGAGCAUCAAAGUAUUAUCACUUCUGAAAAAUAUGCUGCAAGUGACAAAGAUUGCUGUCACCCUGAACUUGGAAAUGUUGAGACCUCCCCCCUAGACCUUAAUAAUCCAGGUACUUUGUGUGACAUCAGAAGUGACCAGCUCACUGCUUUAGAUGCAUAUGACUAUAAAUAUGGAGACAUGUUCUUUUUCACAGUUAGAUUAGACCCUAGUAGUCCUGAGCUACAUAAUCCCAGUCCAGUUUGUCCUGAUUCCAACGAUGUGAAGAAAUGUGGGUCCCUCAGCCAGUUACCCUGGACGGAAAAUUCUUUAAGCCUUGAAUCUAAUGACACAGAUACAUUUAAAUGUUGCACCCCUAAGCCUGAAGACACCAAACACCAUAGCCUGAUCGGUUACGUUGAGAAAUGUGUAGACAAAGUAAAACUGGAGAUGGCAGUAAACAGUGCGAAAUUAGAAUCUGAUUAUGAAACGUGGAAUUUACACACUUCACAUCUUACAUGCGAGGAUCAGAUUGCUUGUGAAAGCAUACCUAAUUCAGAUAAUAAUGACCAAUGGAAAGCAAAUCAAAGCCCAGAUACACAUAUUCUUGAUUCACUAGUCCAGGAUACAGAAGUUUUUACACCUUUAAAAUCUACAGUUGAAGGCAUCUAUAGUCUGCUCAGCAACACAGAGGUUUCAGCUACUGACCAGCUUUCUGCUCAUGAGAAACUCAACCUUGAUGGCAGUGAUUCACAACAGCAUGAAUCACACUGUUCUGAAAGCCUGGCCGUAAGCAAAUCUGAUCUUCAGUAUUUUGACCCAUUCAGUCCCCUGUCCACCGAGUCGACUGACUGUGUGUCUAAAUUUGAUGAAAUGUACACCAUAAGCUCUCAUAAUGCUCCAAGACUUGAUUCUGGUUACCAUGAAGUUGAUACUCCAACCCCUGUAAGUCAAGACCCUAUGGACACAAGAAAAUAUAGUUUUUCUCUUCAAGACCCAUGUUACCCAACAAGCAAAGAAAGCAAUUCCCACAUUACCGAUCCAUUCAGUCCCAAAUCUGUUGAUACCGGGAUAUUUGACUCAGAAACUGAAAACUGUGAGUUUAAUUAUAUGAUUAACUGUCAGUCCUUCACUCCUCAACUAGCUUCCACAGAUUUAAGUAAUCCUGAUAAGAAGCCCAUGUCUUUCUUUAAUACUGUAUCCUGUGAUGUGCUAAGUGAUAAUCUCAAUGGAUCUGAACUUGAUGAUUGUUACAUUGUCUGUCCUUUUCCACAAAAGAUAGAAAACUAUAGUGCUGAUAGCAUUGAAAACCGUGUAAUCCCUGGAGACGGAUGUCCAGUUACUGGAGAAACCAAACCUAGCUCUAUGGCAUCAAAUGGUCUUUCUUCUCAGGCGAAUAACUGCAGUUCUGUGUGGAGAACCUCAGAAAUAACCCUCCCCAACCCUGAGAUGUUUGACUCUGUGAAACAUUCUGUCUUUGAGUUUAGUACCACUGCUUUUGACUCUAAUGGGCUCAAUAUAAGCAAACAAGCUGAAGAUAUUACAAACAACGCUGUAAAUGUUACAAGAAAGCCUGACCUUGCUGACAUUGACCAAUUUUGUUCUGAGCUCAGUAAAAUGGUGUCCUCACGUUCAUCCGAUACUGUGCAGCAAAGUGUGACAGAGAUGCUAUUUGGCUCUGAUCCAAACACAUCUAGCUUUUACCCCUGGGAUUUUGAAAAGCAGCACCAUAAUUAUUAGUUUCAUAAUUAUUAGUUACAGUUUUGUCUCAUGGCUGCAUUUACAUAAUGAUUUUUUGUUACUUUCAUAUUUCAGUCCAAGAUGCAUGAAGUGUUAAAGUGUAAAAGUGUCCAAUACAACUUAGCAGUCAGCCCAAUGUAACUUGAUGUAGCUCCAUUACUAAUUUAUGGAAGUGUUCCCAUUGCAUUAUUUUUUACUAAAUGCCUGUUGUGGCCAAAUACUGAUAUGUAGCAUAACGAAUAGCAUUUAAGCCCUUCUGGGCUUUAAAGUCAUGUCUGUUUAAAUUUAGUUUCAUGUGACAUUACCUUACUAUUCAGCAUUUGAAAGAAGUCAUUUUAAAAGAAAAUUAUUGUAAUUUAUUAGUAAUAUUCAUAUAAAAGAUUACAUUGAUGUAUUCUAUAUUGUAAUUAAUAUUUAUUUAUUACUAAUAUUAUUGUUUUUAUACUUUGCAACAUUAUUCACCUGUGUGUAAACAAUAAGAACAAUCAAGUUGUACUAGGAAAUUCAAAUAAUGUUGUUUAAUAAAUUAUAUGAUCAAUAAAACUGCAAAUAAAAUGUUUUUUUUUUCACGUCAAUGUAAUUUUGACUGCCUUUACUCAAGGACAGUCAGUUUUUCCAGAUGCCUUAAUUUACAGUCAACCUAAAGUUCUCUGUCAUUGUGUCUAAAUGCUGCACAGUAAACAGGUUUAUUUAAGCGUCACCCCACCCUAUUGAGUUAAAUCUACACUCUUGGAGCUUUCAAACAAUAUACAGUUCGUCAUGAUUAGAUAAGAAUUCAUAGGCAAACAUUGAAGUAAAUGUAGUCGUCCUGCUGGUGGGACAGUGACAUUUAGCAGAAAAUACAUUUUUUGAGGCAGACUCUCUUCAUAAAUGAAUCAAUUACUCUCCCUACAUAAUUUAUUUUAUAAAACACUGUUGAAAUGUCUAUUCUGGAGGCUUAGACCUUUCCAACGAUAUAUAGUUUGUAGUGAUAGAUUAAAAUUUACAUCAACAAUAUUAAUGCAAACUUAGGUGUCCCGUAUUCGGGACGGCGACGCUUAACAGUU
This is a messenger RNA of Misgurnus anguillicaudatus (oriental weatherfish), 5011 nucleotides long. RefSeq lists its product as uncharacterized. Lineage: Eukaryota; Metazoa; Chordata; Actinopteri; Cypriniformes; Cobitidae. The record is from RefSeq and is a predicted model, not a curated record.